ACCUGCGAGGAAGAGGAAGAGCGCCGCUGGGAAUUCGUUUUGUUGUUUUUUUCCUCAGUUGGAAUUCGUUUCAAAAUCUCUUCUGGUUUUGCCCAAAUUUCUGAAUGAGACAGGAAUCACAAUGCUGUUGAACUGCACGAGGCUGACACACGGCUGCACGACUCGCCGGGUCACGCAAAUCAGCCAGAUCCGGUCGCCCGCAUCACAUAACCACCACCUGGGCAGGUGCCUCCACCGACGCUCGGCCCUGCCAGCCAGGACCACCCCGCCGCCCGGACCCCACCCACCGCUGGCCACACCCUCCGGCCCCGCGCACACCCCCAGGCCCCAGCUGCUGCAGGCGCUCCGCAUGCCGUGGUGGUGCAUGCGACGCGGCUUCGCCCAGAGCAGCAAGUGGUUGGCCAGGAAUGCCAAGGCGGACGCAGUGCCUCCAGUCAGCGGAGCCGCGCCGGUGAAGAUGGCCAGAUCCCAGUACGGCCGCCUGCUCAGCCUGACCAGGUCGGAGAAAUGGGUGCUCUCAGCGGGCAUUGGCUGCCUGGUGGUCUCCUCGGCCAUCACCAUGUCGGUGCCCCUGUUCCUGGGCAAGGUCAUCGAUGUGGUCUUCAACAAAUCGGGCCUGGACAGCGCCGCCAUGGCCAAGCUGAGCGAGUACUCCAUGCUGCUCUUCGCCGUCUUCGUGCUGGGCGGCUUCGCCAACUUUGCCCGAGUCCACCUGUUCGGGAAUGCGGCCCUCCGCAUAGUGCGCAACCUGCGAUCCCGGCUGUACAGGUCCAUGCUGAUGCAGGAGGUGGGCUGGUUCGACACCAAGGGCAGCGGCGAGCUGGUCAACCGGCUGAGCAACGACACCUACAUGGUGGGCACGUCGCUCAGCCAGAACGUCUCCGACGGCCUGCGCUCCGUGGCCAUGAUUGGCGUCGGCACGGGCAUGAUGAUCUACACCUCGCCCCAGCUGGCGGCCGUGAGUGCCCUGGUGGUGCCCGCCAUGGCGGGCAUGGCCAUUGUCUACGGACGCUAUGUGCGGCGCAUCACCAAGUCGGAGCUGGACAAGUACGCGGAGAUCAUGAAGUACGCGGAGGAGCGCUUCGGCAACGUGAAGACGGUGAAGACCUUCUGCCGUGAGCAGCAGGAAGUGGCCGCCUUCGACGGCCUGCUGGACGAGGCUCUGCAGAUUGGCUACAAGGAGACGCGUGCCCGGGCCAUCUUCUUUGGACUGACUGGCUUCUGCGGCAACUUCAUCAUCAUAUCCGUGCUGUGGUAUGGCGGCACCUUGGUCCUGCAGGACUCGCUGACCAUCGGCGCCCUCACGGCCUUCAUGCUGUACGCCGGCUACGUGGCCAUCUCGAUGAACGGGCUGUCCAACUUCUACAGCCAGCUGAACAAGGGCGUUGGCGCGGCGGAGCGCAUCUGGGAGAUCCUGGACAGGGAGUGCACGAUACCCAUUGACAAGGGCAUCGUGCCGCUGGAGAAGCCGGUGGGCGAGGUGGGCUUCCGGAACGUCUACUUCACGUUUCCCACGCGUCCGGAGUCCGCGGUGCUCUCCGACUUCUCGUUGAACCUGAUGCCGGGCAAGACCACGGCGGUGGUGGGCCGCUCCGGGUCCGGGAAGACAACGAUAGCCCUGCUGAUGCUCCGACUGUACGAUCCGCAGGCGGGCGCCGUCCAGCUGGACGGCGUGGAUCUGCGGACGGUGAAUCCGCAGUGGCUGCGGAACAACAUUGGCGCUGUCAGCCAGGAGCCGGUGCUCUUCUCCUGCUCGAUCCGCGAGAACAUCCUGUACGGCGCCAAUCCCGGCGAGACGCCGAGCGAGGAGCAGCUGCAGCGGGUCGUGGCAGAGGCGAACGUCGGCCAGUUCACGGACCAACUGCCGGAUGGCCUGGACACGCUCGUCGGCCAGCGGGGCAUGAUGCUGAGUGGCGGGCAGAAGCAGCGAGUGGCGAUUGCCAGGGCGCUCAUCAAGAACCCCGCCAUCCUGAUCCUCGACGAGGCCACCAGUGCGCUGGACGCCGUCUCGGAGAACCUGGUGCAGAACGCCUUGGACAAUCUUGUCCAGGGGCGCACCGUGUUGACCAUUGCCCACCGACUGAGCACGAUCCGCAACGCGGACCAGAUCGCCGUCCUGAGCGAGGGCAAGAUCGUGGAGCAGGGCAGCUACAACGAGCUGAUGGGCAUCGAGGAGGGCGUCUUCCGGGAGCUGGUGGCCAGCCAGGCCUUCGCCGGGCGGGACUGAGGGACGCAGGAGCGACGUGGGAGCGGGGCUUAGACUAGGCGGAGUAGACGACUUAAGAUGGUGCAACUGUUGCGGUGCUAUGUGUUCAAAAACCAAAUGUUUUUAUUUCUUUGUACAAUACACACGAUUGACCCUUGUUGAA
Messenger RNA from Drosophila biarmipes, 2369 nucleotides. Its product is annotated as ATP-binding cassette sub-family B member 10, mitochondrial. Gene Ontology annotation, molecular function: ABC-type oligopeptide transporter activity; ATP binding; ATP hydrolysis activity. The record is from RefSeq and is a predicted model, not a curated record. Gene Ontology annotation, biological process: transmembrane transport. NCBI's taxonomy places the organism in Eukaryota, Metazoa, Arthropoda, Insecta, Diptera, Drosophilidae. The coding region runs from base 122 to 2227 and encodes 701 amino acids. Gene Ontology annotation, cellular component: membrane. The transcript is spliced from 6 exons.